AUGGAGCAAGAGAACAGAGGGGCAAACGCUGGCAGGAAGCUCGAAUCGGUGAUCGUCAUUGACAGCGACAGUGAAGGCGAGAGGGAUGGGACACGGCGUCACCAUAGCAACACGUCAUCGGCUCCGCCCAUCUCCAUAUCACCCAGGAGCGGCAAAGAGAGUCGCCCAGAUUCCACUGGCCACCUCCCCCCUGGACCAAGCAACAAACCCCCUCCCUUGACUGUGGUAUCCUCUGCUAACAGCAAGGCUAACCGAACCACCGCUACCGUAACCCCCUUCAGCCAAUCAGCCAGCACCGUCACAGUGACCAGCGGCAACGGCGGUGCAGGCACCAACCAGGCCUUGGCCGCUACCCGCACCUCCAGCUUCGCCGCCGCCCUGCGUAAACUGGCCAAGCAGGCCAAUGACAAUGGCCCAGAUGAGAUCUCACCUAGAACGUCACCUGCCAGUACAACACGUAGCUCCGCCUCCACCCCGUCCAAGUACCACCUAGGACCUUCGCCCCUCGUGGUCCCUACCUCAAGCCCUCCAGUGGUUACCAUUGCCCCCACCCACACCACCAGUUCUGCCCUGGAUUCCAGAAGGGAGCUUGAAAGAAGAAGCCAGAGCAACUCUGUAGAUCGUAGCCUCGGUCGUUCGCUGUCAGGAGAGGGUGCGUCUUCUAUCUGGAGAGGAAAAGAAAGCCCCAGUCUAGGUCUAGGUCCAAGGAGGUGA
This is a messenger RNA of Lytechinus variegatus (green sea urchin), 714 nucleotides long. RefSeq names its product genetic suppressor element 1-like. The record is from RefSeq and is a predicted model, not a curated record. The transcript has 5 exons. NCBI's taxonomy places the organism in Eukaryota, Metazoa, Echinodermata, Echinoidea, Temnopleuroida, Toxopneustidae. The coding region runs from base 1 to 714 and encodes 237 amino acids.